Lottia gigantea (owl limpet) is the source of this 2235-nucleotide messenger RNA. RefSeq lists its product as hypothetical. Bases 1 to 2235 code for a protein of 744 amino acids. NCBI's taxonomy places the organism in Eukaryota, Metazoa, Mollusca, Gastropoda, Lottiidae. The record is from RefSeq and is a predicted model, not a curated record. The transcript is spliced from 10 exons.
AUGCGAGCUGAUUCGAUUCAAGUGAGAGGUUUGAAAGCGUUAGUGCUUAUACUAUUGGUCUUAUACGAAGGCCACACUAAGGAGACAUGCAGAACUGGAGUGAAAACUGACAAGAAUCUUAGAGGAGUCAAUUUGGACAAGACAUCCGGUCUGCCGUUUUACUGGUUUGAUUUACAUCGAGCGAGUGACGGGUAUCAUUCAGAAUACACCUAUACAUUCCGGCUGCAUAGUUCAUCUGAAGCCAGUCCCUUCAGCGACGCCGUAUUACAGGUGGAGACGGCGAACAACUGUGGUACCGGUGACCUUGUAGUCAAUACCACCUUUUUAUAUCAGCCUAGAAACUGUCCAAAGAUGAUAAUGACAGAAUAUAAGAAACCCAUGACCAAUGUUCCCUUCAAGUGGAGAGCUCCAAAAUGUGGCUGCAUCAAAUUCAGAGCAACGGUCAUUAGAAAUGGUGUAACAUAUUUUUACGAUGAUGAAAAUAUCAGCGAUGGCAACCUUGUCAAAACAGUUUGUCCACAUGGUGUGAGAGUAGCUGAACAACUCGUGGAGGUGGAUGAAAAAACAACCGAUUCUACCACUAAAACUUUAAGUACUGUUACCUCCAAGAUGGACAGGGCAGCACUGUUAGAUCUUCUAUGCAAAAUAACCAGCACACUAAAUAAUUUGGAACUCUUGAAACGACCAGAAUUUAUUCAAAGACGAAAACUCCAGAAUUCAUCUUUAGUGAAGCUGUUGAAUAUUGAAUUAGCUUUGGAACAAAGAAAAGCUGAUAUCUCAUCUUGUUGUCAUAAGAAGGGUGAAGAUAAGACAAUAUGUUUUGAUAAUGUAAGAAGAUAUCGUAUUGAUCAACUUUGUGGUGACGGACAACCAAGAAUACCAUUUGUUGAACAGAAAAGAAAUUAUAUGAGAAAAAGGGAAUCGGAAUGUUGUUGGCGAAUAGGACAACCAAGAUAUCAAUGCUUCAGCAAAUCUAGCGAACAGCUUACAGAAUACUCCGUUGAUUAUUCUCUAGAUGAGUCCGACCCAGCUAAUGAUAUAGCUGAUUAUCCCAAAGAAGUAGAACGUUACGAAAUGGCUUCAAAUACCAAAUUCUUCAGCCCUCCGCCAACACUAAAACCGGACAAUCAGAAUAUAGAAACGCUUACCAAGCUGGAAGAGACUACAACACCAACUUCAGUAACCAAAUCAGUAACAUUACCACCAAUCAGACAGCCUUCAGCUAGACCACACAGACAAACUACACCCACCUCCGUUCUGACACACCAUCGUCAACGGCCAGUACCAGCUGUAAAAACCAAACUGCGACAAAGCCGUACGGUUGGACAAGGUGAUAUGGGAUACAACCUUAGAAAGCAAGCAAAAUACACAAGAAAAACAACAAACCUCCGACAUUCAGCUUCAUCUGUUGAAAUAACAGUCAACACAUUAAAACAGAAAUUAUGGAAAUCUAGUCUGAAAUUGGAAUGUUGUCAACAAGGUCGGAUAUUUGCCGCCAAAACUGGUCGUACAGACGUUUGGGACCGUUGUCGUUCGGCAGCUAAAGAUUUCAGAAGUUCUGUGGUUCGAGGGAAAAAGAUCUGCAGUAAUACAUUCCAGAAAUGCUGCGUUGAACAGUUUAUAACGGCUACAGCAAAAGCUUCAACCAUACCAAAACCUAAUACACCAAAAGGAUCUCCUUCAACCAAGCAAUUAGUCACUACAACUUCAUUAAGAACUAAUAUCAAGAAGGAAAAUUAUAGAAGAGCGCCUCUUGACGUCGACAGCAGUCGGGAGGCAGAUGAGAAGUAUGCUUCAAUGGAAUCAAAAGCUGAGGAUGAUUUGAUGGAACAAGAUGAUAAGGCGAGUGCCGAGGACGCUGGCGAACAUGUGGAUGAUGAUGGUGAUGAUGUUAGUGAUGACAGUGAUAAUGAUGAUCAGGGUGAGGACGGUGAUCAGGAUGAGGACGAUGAUCAGGAUGAUGAUGAUAAGGAUGGUGAUGUUGAUGAUGACAAGGUGGAUGAAAUAAAUAAUGAUGAAAAGAAUCGAAAACGGAAAUUCAUUGAUUAUCCACGAGAAGAUCCAUCUGCGGACACAUUCCAUAACCUUCAAACAAAACGAAAAUCGACCCCAAAUACUGACAUAGCUCACAGGGACUCGAACCAUAGAAAUCUGAAAAUAGAAUCUGCGAAACGAAAAAGGAAUCGAAGACGACACAAUAGGAAAUUAAGACGGAGAAAACACAAAAGUGAUUAA